AUGGACACAGACACAGGCAUGCACCAAAACCAACACAACAACCAACAAUUCAAAACCCUGCACCACAACCAAAACCAGCACAACAACCAACAGUUCAAAACCCUGCACAGCAACCAACAGUUCAAAAUCCAGCACCACAACCAAAACCAGCACAACAACCACCUCCACAACCAGCACAGCAACCAACAGUUCAAAACCCUGCACAGCAACCACAAACAGAGCAAAGACACAAAAGAAGUAGAGAACAAGGAAACCAAGAAUUCUUAA
Trichomonas vaginalis G3 is the source of this 267-nucleotide messenger RNA. RefSeq names its product protein of unknown function, DUF4106 family. NCBI's taxonomy places the organism in Eukaryota, Parabasalia, Trichomonadida, Trichomonadidae. The transcript has a single exon. The coding region runs from base 1 to 267 and encodes 88 amino acids. The record is from RefSeq and is a predicted model, not a curated record.